UCACAGAUAUCAGCGCGAGCGGCGGCGAUAGUGCAAGAUCCAGCCCGGAGCCAAGCGAAGCUCACGCGGCCUCACUGAACCCUAUUCUCCGCCAAUUUACACCAUAAUCAUAAAACAACGGGACGGGCCGCUAGUGCACUGUGAGUAGGAAACGACAUUUACCACACAAACAAGUCGGUCUGUGUAGGUUUCGGACUGCACGUUUAACGGAAUAUUGACUGGGGAUUAUUUUCUUCGGUACGGUUAAGUGAAGACAAGACCUACCUUUCAGAAGACCUGGUUCCGCGCAAGGGUUCGCAACAAUUUGUACCAGUCAAUUAUAGCGAGAAGCUCUUGCGGGCAGCUACCAACGUUUGCAGAUAUCCUUUCUUCCUCCAUUUGAACUGACGCCGGAAGAUCUGGGAAUACCAAUUCUGUUCACCGUUUACGUGUGUUCAAAAGGAACUGUUUCUUCCCCUGAUUUGGUCGCUCCUCGUUCCACUACAUCAAGAGACACAGGGAUUGCUUGCGGACGGAAUGCGCCUCUCCUAGAAGUAGUUUAAUCGUGUUGAAGAACGACUGAAUUCGUGUUAUCUUCCAAAAGGGGGCAUGUCGAACUAAGGCCUCAGAAGUGGGAUCGCUCGAGCUCCUCCUGUCAGCUGGAGCUCCCCCGUGAUUGGACGGGAGACCAGUUUGCUCCGCCCACCCCAUACUCACCUGAGCACGAUGAGGAGGUUUGCGUACUGUAAGGUGGUGUUAGCCACAUCCCUGGUGUGGGUGAUGCUGGACAUGUUCAUCCUGCUCUACUUCAGCGAGUGCAACAAGUGUGAUGACAAGAAGGAGCGAGGACUACCUGGGAGAGAGUCGGUGGUGCAGAGGUCCCAUGAUGGUCCAGGGGAGAUGGGCAAGGCGGUGGUCAUACCCAAGGACCAGCAGGAGAAGAUGAAGGAGAUGUUCAAAAUCAACCAGUUUAACCUGAUGGCCAGCGAACUCAUCGCCCUCAACCGCUCCUUACCAGACGUCAGGCUAGAGGGGUGUAAGAAUAAGCUGUAUCCUGAUGAUCUCCCUCGCACAAGUGUGGUGAUUGUGUUUCACAAUGAGGCCUGGACCACCCUACUGCGCACCGUUCACUCUGUCAUCAACCGGUCACCACGGAAACUACUGGAGGAGAUCGUGCUGGUGGAUGAUGCCAGCGAAAGAGACUUCCUGAAGCGUCCGCUGGAGCAGUAUGUGCGUAAGCUGGAGGUUCCGGUGCGGGUGGUGCGGAUGGAGCAGCGCUCUGGCCUGAUCCGGGCGCGGCUGCGCGGGGCAGCGCUCUCCACCGGCCAGGUCAUCACCUUCCUGGACGCCCACUGCGAGUGCACCACCGGCUGGCUGGAACCCCUGCUGGUGCGCAUCAAAAUGGACAGGAGGACAGUGGUGUGUCCCAUCAUUGACGUGAUCAGUGAUGACACAUUCGAGUACAUGGCCGGCUCUGACAUGACCUACGGAGGCUUUAACUGGAAGCUGAAUUUCCGCUGGUACCCAGUGCCCCAGAGAGAGAUGGACAGGAGGAAAGGGGACAGGACCCUGCCAGUCAGGACUCCCACCAUGGCUGGGGGCCUGUUCUCCAUAGACAGAGAUUACUUCCAGGAGAUUGGCACUUAUGACGCUGGCAUGGACAUCUGGGGUGGAGAGAACCUGGAGAUAUCCUUCAGGAUCUGGCAGUGUGGUGGGACACUGGAAAUCGUGACCUGUUCUCACGUUGGUCACGUGUUCCGUAAGGCCACACCUUAUACAUUCCCUGGCGGAACUGGACAGAUCAUUAACAAGAACAACAGACGGCUGGCCGAGGUGUGGAUGGACGAGUUCAAGAACUUCUUCUACAUCAUCUCACCAGGAGUGACUAAGGUGGACUACGGGGACAUCUCGUCACGUAGCUCUUUGAGGCAGAGACUGCAGUGUAAGCCCUUCAGCUGGUACCUGGAGCAUAUCUACCCUGACUCUCAGAUCCCACGUCACUACUACUCACUGGGGGAGAUUCGUAACGUGGAAACGAACCAGUGUUUGGAUAACAUGGCACGAAAGGAGAAUGAAAAAGUGGGGAUAUUUAACUGCCACGGCAUGGGAGGCAACCAGGUGUUCUCGUACACGGCCAGUAAAGAGCUGAGGACCGAUGACCUGUGCCUGGACGUCUCCAAGCUAAACGGCCCGGUCAUGAUGCUCAAGUGCCACCACCUGAAAGGCAACCAGUUAUGGGAGUAUGACCCUCUGCGGCUGACUCUGGUGCAUGUGAACAGUAAUCAGUGCUUGGACAAGGCCUCGGAGGAGGACACGCAGGUGCCCAGCGUGAGGGACUGCAGCGGCAGCCGCUCCCAGCAGUGGCUGCUCCGCAAUGUCACACUCCCCGAGAUGAUCUGAGCGCGUGCGCACGUGCACAUACACGCACGUGCAUGCGCGCAACCCACGCCCACGCCGGGGAGACAGGGUGACCAAGGAGAGAAAGGAAGAAAGGAAGAAAGAGAGAGAGAAAGAGAGAGAGUGGGAGAGAUUUAGGACUGAGAUGUCUUGAACUCCUCUUUUUUUCCCCCUUCGGUGAUGGAAGAACAGAUCAGCCCAUUAUUUCACCCGAUAGAUAGAGAGAGACGGAGAGAGAGACUCUGUCGUUCGGUCGCUGCAAAGAGAGACAUCAGUUUGGUGCGCUCAUCGUCCUCCAAAGAGGAGCAUAUCAAUUAUGUUUACGAGACAGCCUUCCUUAGUGUGUGUGCGUGUGUGAGAGAGAGGUGAUAAUGUAUGCUGGAGUGUGUGUGCAUGUGUGUGUGAGAAGGGGAGAGAGCGGAAGAGUCUCUUCCUUCGGUAUUUUUUAUUUAAACCUUUUUAACAUUUCAGAAGGAGAAGAGUGAGCAGAAAUGAAGUGUGUGUGUGUCCGGGUGUGUGUCCGGGUGUGUGUCCGGGUGUGUGUCCGGGUGUGUGUGUGUGUGUGUGUGUGUGUGUGUGUUGGUGAAAUGCUAUGGAGACUUGCUCAUGAGAUGGACUGUGCAGGCCCCAGUGGACCCCUCCACUGAGCGAGGGCCAGUGGGGAGCUGAAGGACCUCCACACCAGAGGAACGGCUCCCCCUGUUGCUGGCACACAGAACUGCUAACCGGGUGACCUCACCUGUCAAUCAAACUCGAAUCCGCAGGAAGGCCGCCCAACCUGAGGAACUCAAAGCGUUGAUCAUCAGUUAGUUAAUCAAUCAAGCUAAAAUCACUGAUCAUUACACAAGGUGUCAGGCUCUGGACUAGUCCAGGACAAGAAUGACCCAAGCGGCUGGAUGGGAGCACUUCCAUAUUCAUGUGGAUGUUUGUUUUUCUGAGGUUUGUUUUUGUAAGUUACUGAUUUGGUGUUGAUGCCAGUGCCACGUAAGUGCUCAUAGUUUUGAUUUCAAGUGUUAACGUUGAGCUUCUCUGUUUACCUGUUUUGUUUUGUAUUAAUUUGUGGCCUGUGUCUUUGCCGAUGUGUGUAGCAUGUAAACACUUACACACACACACAUACUGUAUUAUGUGCACACACACACACAUACACACACACAUACACAGAGAGGUCCGUGUCUUCCAGGUGACCUUAGCACUUCCCUCUUAAAGUCAAUUACUCAAUUGUUAGACUUGCUGUCAUAUCAUUUAUUAUCACCAUGACGGAAACAGUGUUUGCAUGUUUUCUCUCUCUCUGUGUGUGUGUAUGUGCAUGUGCACGUGUGCGCACAUAUUCACUCAAGGAUACAUGCGUGAAUGUGUGUUUGUUUGUGUGUGUGUGUGUUUGUGCACACACCAUGGACUGAUCACUCUAAAGAGAUUCAUUCUUUACCUUUUUCCGUUGAUAUUUCAUUUUGGUUUACUUUGUGUCAUUUUUGGUUUGUUUACAUGUGUGUGUGUGUGUCUGUGUGUGUGUAUGCAUGUGUCUGAUUUUCUCAUAUCUGCCCAGUGUGGCACUCGCAGCAUGUGUUGUGGUGUCGCCCUGUGGGUCUGUGGGAGUGAGCUUAUGAGUGGAUGACUUGAUACGUAGGUGGACGUCUGCUUGUCCUCCCCCCUGACCUCUCGUGACCUCUGGCGUGUAUGAGGAGCGCCCCCGCGCAUGGCACUGAGCCUCCUCCUCUGCAGGUGUCCUCUUCCUGCUCUGAACUCUCUCUUGCCCCGUAAGACUAAAGCUUCUUAUGCCACUGCUCCGUGGAGCUCUAUUUGAUCAGCACUCAGAUUUGAGACUGUUGGAAGCCCCCGUUUCUCUCAGCAGAAAAACCCCUUCAAUCUUAAAGAACAGAACACUCCGUAAGAGCGACUGGCUGUAAAAUCAGCCGAAUGGUACUCACUAGCUUUUUCAUUUUUAAACAUAAUCAAUCUUUAAAAUGGCAUUAUUCGAAUUAUUCCCAUUGGCCAGUUCACGUGGCUUGAAACGGUAAAAGUGGUUGCAGUAAGACGACACUCGACAGGAAUGUCAGGAGAAAGGGCACGGGGGAAAAACAUGAUGUCACAGUGACACAGCAGAGACGCAGAUCAAGCAGACGCCAGGAGCCAGGGAGGCAGGAUCCCUCUGACUUGGCUCAGCUGACAAGGUCCUGGAGGUCAAGUGAUAUCAGUUUGCGCAGUCUUUCAUUUCAGUCAUGGUCUUUCAUUUCAGUCCUGUAUGUUUUGUGGUUUUGAACAUCACUGUUGAACAUUUUUGGCACUUACAAGUAAAUACAAACCAUACAAAAUAGACAAAAUGACUUUGAGUGACCCUGGCUUUGAGUACGAGUAUGACACUCAUGUAGUAUUUGCCACUGACCACACUGACUUCAAUGGUGCCAUUUAGAACUAUGAUUUACCAAGCAAACAUGGCAGCGCCCAGUGUGUUUGUUUGAGUGACUGGCCCUGUACUUUACUAGAGAUGCUAACGCUACCGCUAAUGCACAGCUUCCUCCAAUCUAAUGAUACCUCUGUGCUUCAGGCAGCCCGCCGCCCCCGUACAUCUCCACUUGUGUGCGCAUGAGUGUGUGUGUCUGUGUGAAUGUCGAGUGUGUCUGUCAUAGUUUUUUAUAAGAAAUGGAGGGAUGUGUUGAGGAGGUAGGAAGAGGAGAUGAUUGAGGAGUGCUCUCUAGGCUGGAGUGAUCCACGGGCUGGAGAAAUAAAAACCGUUUACACACA
Messenger RNA from Alosa alosa (allis shad), 5115 nucleotides. It is a transcript of the gene galnt1, whose product is annotated as UDP-N-acetyl-alpha-D-galactosamine:polypeptide N-acetylgalactosaminyltransferase 1. The record is from RefSeq and is a predicted model, not a curated record. NCBI's taxonomy places the organism in Eukaryota, Metazoa, Chordata, Actinopteri, Clupeiformes, Clupeidae. The transcript is spliced from 13 exons. Gene Ontology annotation, cellular component: Golgi apparatus. Bases 706 to 2379 code for a protein of 557 amino acids.